GAGGAGCUAAAAUAAAAGGCCAAGAUUGUAGAUGAGAAAAUGGAUGAAGAAAAAGAAGACCCCAAGGGAAUUCCUGAAUUUUGGCUGACCAUGUUUAAGAAUGUUGACUUGCUCAGUGAUAUGGUUCAGGAACGUGAUGAACCUAUUCUGAAGCACUUGAAAGAUAUUAAAGUGAAGUUCUCAGAUGCUGGUCAGCCUAUGAGUUUUGUCUUAGAACUUCACUUUGAACCCAAUGAAUAUUUGACAAAUGAAGGGUUGACAAAGACAUAUAGGAUGAGGUCAGAACCAAAUGAUUCUGAUCCUUUUUCUUUUGAUGGACCAGAAAUUAUGGGUUGUACAGUGUGCCAGAUAGAUUGGAAAAAAGGGAAGAAUGUCACUUUGAAAACCAUUAAGAAGAAACAGAAACACAAGGAAUGUGGGACAGUUCGUACUGUGACCAAAAAAGUUUCUAAUGACUCUUUCUUUAAUUUUUUUGCCCCUCCUGAAGUUCCUGAGAGUGGAGAUCUGGAUGAUGCUGCUGAAGCUAUCCUUGCUGUGGACUUUGAAAUUGGUCACUUUUUAUGUGAGCGUAUAAUCCCAAGAUCAGUGUCAUACUUUAUUGGAGAAGCUAUUGAAGAUGAUGAUGAUGAUUAUGAUGAAGAAGGUGAAGAAGGAGAUGAGGAAAAUAAUCCAGACUAUGACCCAAAGAAGGAUCAAAACCCAGCAGAGUGCAAGCAGCAGUGAAGCAGGAUGUAUGUGGCCUUGAGGAUAACCUGCACUGGUCUACCUUCUGCUUCCCUGGAAAGGAUGAAUUUACAUCAUUUG
Eubalaena glacialis (North Atlantic right whale) is the source of this 804-nucleotide messenger RNA. Its product is annotated as nucleosome assembly protein 1-like 1. The transcript has a single exon. Lineage: Eukaryota; Metazoa; Chordata; Mammalia; Artiodactyla; Balaenidae. Gene Ontology annotation, biological process: nucleosome assembly. Gene Ontology annotation, molecular function: histone binding; chromatin binding. Gene Ontology annotation, cellular component: nucleus; chromatin. The coding region runs from base 40 to 723 and encodes 227 amino acids. The record is from RefSeq and is a predicted model, not a curated record.